Molecule: messenger RNA, 1496 nt
Organism: Chinchilla lanigera (long-tailed chinchilla)
Lineage: Eukaryota; Metazoa; Chordata; Mammalia; Rodentia; Chinchillidae
Gene: Loricrin
Product: loricrin
Exons: 2
Coding region: 130-1257 (375 amino acids)
Source: RefSeq, a predicted model, not a curated record
UCAAUAGAUGAGUCAGGAUAGGCAAAGAGUAUAAAACCUCAGGAGUUCCAGUGCUUCUCACAUCGCCAGCAACUCCUCUCCUCACUCACCCUCCCUGGUGCUUUGGGGUGCCCUUCCUCCUCAGACAAGAUGUCUCACCAGAAAAAGCAGCCCACUCCCUACCCUCCAAUUAUUUGCAAGACCUCUGGCGGUGGAGGCGGUGGCGGCGGCGGCGGCGGCGGCGGCUCCAGCUGCGGCGGCGGCGGCAGCUCUAGCUGUGGAGGUGGCUACUCCGGCGGCGGUUCCAGCUGUGGAGGGGGCGGUAGCUCCGGAGGAGGCAUCAAGUACUCGGGCGGCGGAGGCGGCGGCGGCGGCGGUGGCUCCAGCUGCGGCGGCGGCUACUCCGGGGGCGGCGGCGGCUCCAGCUGUGGCGGCGGCUACUCCGGCGGCGGUUCCAGCUGUGGGGGUGGCUCCUCCGGGGGCGGUGGCGGUGGGUCUUCCAGCCAGCAUUAUCAGAGCCAGAGCUACGGCGGCGGUUCUUCCGGGGGCGGUUCCAGUUGCGGCGGCGGUUCUUCCGGGGGCGGUUCCGGUUGCGGCGGCGGCUCUUCCGGGGGCGGGUCUUCCGGCCAGCAUUACCAGUGCCAGAGCUACGGUGGCGGCUCCUCAGGGGGCGGUUCCAGUUGCGGCGGCGGCUCUUCCGGGGGCGGCGGCUCUAGCUGUGGCGGGGGCUCCUCUGGAGGCGGCGGCGGCGGCGGCUCCUCUGGCCAGCAUUACCAGUGCCAGAGCUACGGCGGCUCCUCCGGGGGCGGUUCCGGUUGCGGCGGGGGCUCUGGAGGCGGCGGCGGCUCUGGCUGUGGCGGGGGCUCUGGAGGUGGCGGCGGCUCCUCUGGCCAGCAUUACCAGUGCCAGAGCUACGGCGGCUCCUCCGGGGGCGGUUCCGGUUGCGGCGGCGGCUACUCUGGAGGCGGCGGCGGCUCUAGCUGUGGCGGGGGCUCUGGAGGUGGCGGCGGCUCCUCAAGCCAGCAUUACCAGUGCCAGAGCUACGGCGGCUCCUCUGGGGGCGGUUCCGGUUGCGGCGGCGGCUCUUCCGGGGGCGGCUCCAGCUGCGGUGGGGGUUCCUCUGGGGGCAGCGGCUGCGGAGGGGGUUCCUCUGGGGGCGGGGGCGGCUCCAGCUGCGGAGGUGGCUCCUCUGGCGGCGGCUCGUCUAGCGGUGGCAAGGGCAUCCCAAUCUGUCACCAGACCCAGCAGAAGCAGGCGCCUAGCUGGCCAUGCAAAUAAGGCCCCCUGGAUGCCGCGGAGACAAAGGAGCUGGAGGUGUUCUCCGUGGGCACCGAUGGGCUUAAUGUUCUCUUGAUACUGCUCAAGGUUUCCAAAUUUUUUGGUGUCUCUACCUACCUAGAAGAAGCCAUCGAGUUCUCAAAAUGCAUCUCAUUCUGCAGUUUUUCCUUCUUAGUUUCUGUAUGACUACCUCCAAUUCCAGUGCCUCUUCAAUCAAUAAAUUUUGCAGUUCAUGAGAA